GCUUCAUUCUCUCGCCGUCGUUGCUAACUUCUUCUUCUUCUUCUUCUCUGUUUUUUGUUGUAACGUUCGAGACGAAAAAAAUGAUUAAGAGGAGAUUCUUUAAGGUUGAUCACGGUGAUAGAGAUGGUUCUGGUAAUUCUUCUUCAUCCUCUGAUGAAGAUUAUGAUAAUAAUCAAGUUGCACAAGUAAGCGACGACAAUGAUGAUAAUGAUAGUGAUGGUGAAGUUAGCUCUGCAUCUUCUGGAUAUAAAAGUGAGGACAGUCCUGCCAAUGACAUUGAUGCAAACUCUGCAGGUCUGCUAUCUAGUGAAGAUGAUGCUGGAACUAUAAAUGAAAGAGAAAUGAUUACUAAUAAAGAGUUUCCUAGCGAACGUAACUAUGAAAAGUCUAAUGUUAUGGCUGAAAAGAAACCCCUACCAUCAGAUAUACCAUCCUCUCUUGUCUUACAAAUCAAAUCAGUAUUUAAGUGCAGGUUAUGUCCUCGGGUUAUAUGUUUGACUGAGGACACUUUGCGGAAUCAUCUUCAAUCAAAGAGACACGCUCGAUCUGAAAAACUACAUGAGAAAGGUAGACUGAAAGCCAUGCUCAACAGUGAUGGUGAAAUAGAGGACCAAGAGGUCUCAGACAAUGAAGCCGAAGAUGCUGAGAAGAAUGGCAAAGGAUCAAAGCCGUUUAAGAAGAGAUUUAAGAAGAACAAAGAGGCCACAGAGAUGCAAACUGAAGAUACUGAGGAUAAUACAAAGAAGAAUGGCAAAGGACCAAAGCCGUAUAAGAAAAGAUUUAAAAAGAACGAAGAGGUUGCAGAGAUCCAAACCGAAGAUACUGAGGAUAAUACAAUGAAGAAUGAGAAAGGACCGAAGCUGCAUAAGAAGAGAUUGGGAAAGAAGAAAAAUUAUAAUGCAAACUCAAGGAAACAACGGCGGUCAGGGAAAGGGUCAUCCAAGAGAAGCAACAAAGAAUGAGAACUGAAAUACAAUUGUAUUCAGCUUUCUGUCGAGCAAAUUUUCCUGCCACUACCAUUUGCCUUUGUGAGCAAUAUGUGUGCAGUUUAAUUUAUGCUCUACAUAUAGUCUUUUUUAAACUCCCUUCCCCUUCUCUUAAACAAUUUCCUGCUUUUCCUUUCCAUUUGGAUCGGGAUCGUUUGCAACUGCCCCGUCUUGUAAAAGAUUAUUUAUAUGAUAUAUUGACGUUAAAUUUUGCUGUGUUUUGGAGAUGAGAUGUUGAAUUGGAUCACAUAUACUGAACUAACAUGACAUAUUCCAGUCUAAUGCCGAUUGUAAGCACUUCAUCUUCAACACCAGUGAUCAAUUCUAGAUUACCCAAA
Molecule: messenger RNA, 1324 nt
Organism: Medicago truncatula (barrel medic)
Lineage: Eukaryota; Viridiplantae; Streptophyta; Magnoliopsida; Fabales; Fabaceae
Exons: 8
Coding region: 81-962 (293 amino acids)
Source: RefSeq, a predicted model, not a curated record